UUUCUCGUGAGGAAUACUUUCUUUAGCAACACCUGCGUUCCAGAUCAGAACUUCCAAAGAUAGCCGUGCUCGCUCAAUCAAGCCAGUACUUGGGUCUAUCCUUGGAAUAGUUUUAUCAGCGCCUCGCGCGGCCCCUUCGCCAUGGAGGACUUGAAUCAAACCUCCUCAUCCCCCGCAUCGGGGCUCCCUCUCGCAUUCCACGGCACUAUAAUCCACUCCCGCAGCCUGGUCGAACUUGAAUUCCUUGAGAACUGCUUCAUUCUUGUGGAUAAAUCGGGCAAGAUUCAAGUCUUGCAGACGGACGUGGAUCCAACUCAAAUCAGCGCCAUCAUCUCCGAUCACGGAUAUGCGCCCGACGUGUUCCCAGUCAAGUACCUUCGUCGGGGCGAAUUCUUGUGCCCGGGGUUUGUUGACACGCACAAUCAUGCCCCUCAGUGGACACAGCGCGGUAUGGGCCGUGGCAUCUCACUCAUUGACUGGCUGAACAACGUCACUUUUGCUCACGAAGCCAAGUUUGCCGAUGUCGAGUACGCCAAACGCACGUAUGCGUCAUGUGUGGAUGGUUUCCUCCAGCAGGGCAUCACGACUGCGUCUUACUAUGGAUCUUACCACGGCGAGGCGACGCGCAUCUUGGCCGAUGUCUGCUACCAGAAAGGCCAGCGAGCCUUGGUGGGUAAGUGCAACAUGAACCGAAACGCGCCAGACUGGUAUCGCGAUCCCUCCGUCUCGGAUUCGUUACGGGAGACGCGGGCCUUGAUCCAGCACGUCCGGACCCUUGACCCAGAAGGUCAAUUAGUGCAGCCGGUCAUUACGCCGCGAUUCGCCAUUUCUUGUGAAUCCGAACUUCUUUCGGGUCUGGGAUCUAUCGUUCAAGAGCAUCCCGAUGUGCCAAUUCAGACUCAUUUCAACGAGGAAAAGGAGGAGAUCAACUUCACACGCGAGCUCUUUCCCGAAUUCCACCUGGAAGCCGAUCUAUACCGAAAUUUUGGACUUUUGAACGAGCGAUCCAUCCUGGCCCACUGUAUCUACCUGGAAGAAAGGGAAAUGGACAUGCUGCAGGAGCUCCGUUGCGGUGUCGCACACUGCCCAAUUUCAAAUACCACCAUGCGCGACUUUAUGAUUGCACCGAUCCGUGAGUAUCUGCGCCGGGGUAUCAAGGUCGGCCUGGGAACGGACAGUGGCGGUGGGUAUUCCUCAUCCAUGUUAGAUGCGAUGAAGCAAGCUUUUAUCGUAUCACUCGCCCAAAAGACGCACACCAACGGACGAGAUGAGCCAUUGUCACUAGCCGAGGGGUUCUAUCUUGCGACCAUGGGCGGUGCGCAAGUCUGUGGCUUGGAUGAUAAGAUUGGCAGCUUUGCGGUGGGGAAGGAAUUCGAUGCCUUGGAGGUUCAUACCAUCGAUUUGGAUCGGCCCGGAGUGAUGUCGCUGGUGGAAGAGGAGGAUUCGAACUUUGUCAUCUUUGAGAAAUUCCUCAUGACGGGUGAUGACCGAAAUAUUGCCAGGGUCUAUGUUCGAGGUCGUUCGGUGAAGGUGUGAGCAGCGUACGUAUAUCACGGUAGACGAUGCUUGAUCAAGAACUUGGAGUGGCCACGACAGAAACAAACGUAAUCCCAAUUCGAAUACUGAAGCAAAGACUUCCAAGUCUCCACCUGCAGCUGCACAGUCCAAAAUUGGGAAUGAUGAUUGUUCAUGCGAAGAAGUCAUCACUCGACGAAUAUGCUGCUAUCUUCAGUUCCGGACAAGCACCGAGUGCUACAACAUCAUGGCUCAAUCAUUAUACAAUUAUAUUUCAUUAUCUUU
Molecule: messenger RNA, 1800 nt
Organism: Penicillium brasilianum
Lineage: Eukaryota; Fungi; Ascomycota; Eurotiomycetes; Eurotiales; Aspergillaceae
Source: the annotation of a GenBank genome assembly